UGAUUGCGGAGAAAGGAGCGGCGCAGCCCGAAGGAUCCCUUCGCGUGGGGCAGCGCGGACUAGUGGAUCGCAGCCGAACAAAAGGCAGCCCGUGUCUGGGAUUCGUGGCAGAAGGGAGUGGAGCUUAACAGAGAGUUCCAGCGGGUAUAAAUAAAUAUCUUUCUGGGCUGCCUCCCAAGAAGGGGUGGAGUGAAAGCUGGUGAAGAAGGAGGAAAGAAAAGAGAGAGAGCCGGAGAGGUGGACAAAUGAAAGGGAAAAAAAAGAAAUUUUCCGGGGAUUUCUGAGAACUCAAAGCAAACUUCCCGGACGUUGCUGGACAAAACUGGAACAGGAUCCAACUCUGAACGCUGAGAGGAUAUUGAAAGAGUUUCUUUUUUUUUCUUUUCUCUUUUUGUGGGUUGCUUUGGCACUGCCCCUUGGUGGAGGCAGCGGAUUGGGGCGACUACAAAAGCAGGAAGAGAGUCGGGACUGUGAGUCACUUGAGGUGUGGGAAAAAGGCAGUUGCCUCGCUCUUUUUAGCAAAGAUGCCUAUCCUCAAGCAGUCUCCAGUUUCUCAUUCCAAGAAGAGGCCCCGUCUGGAUCGAGCCAUGAUUAGCGCCCCUUUGGGGGAUUUUCGACAUACAAUGCACAUUGGGCGUGGGGGCGAUGCUUUUGGAGACACAUCAUUCCUCAGCAACCAUGGGGCUGCCAAGACCAAUGGGUUGCCUCAUGAUAUAGCAGUGUCUCCUGGGUCUCUUGGUUCUCCUGGAGAUGUUUCUGGUUGCUUUGAACUGCUCUCUCCUCCUGGAAGCGGGAAUGGAGUAGUCCAGAGUCCAACCACAUCAACCCCUGAUGGCAGCUUUGUGGUACUGCAGAGCCCAGAGAAGGCUGACUGGAAGUCCCCCAGUGGAAAAGGUUGGGACCUGCAACAGAAGUUUUCCCUGGAGAGUCCCACACUGGACCACGCUGAAUCCCUUCUCUCUUUUCAGCUGGACUUAGGCCCUUCCAUCUUGGAGGAUGUGCUGGGAGUGAUGGAUAAAGACUGGGACAAUAUUCAAGGGCAAGAUCAGGAGGUAUUGAGGGAUGAGAGCUCAAGCCCAUUGGGAUGCUCCCAGCAGGAAGAUGAAAAAGAAGAAGAGGAGGAGGAGGAAGAGGAAGAGGAGGAGGAAGAGGAGGGACAGGGCUACAGUUUCGAAGAUGAACAAGAUGAAGAGAUUGGGUUAUAGGAGGAGGAACAUCUUGGUUUUGCUCUUUCUUUUCCCCAUCCUAAAAUUUCUGCCAGCCCACUCUUGCAGAGUCUUUCAGCCUCUACUGCAGUAGUCAGCAACUGGCAGCUUUUUGGCCAAAUAUGGCCAGCAAAUGACUAUUAGCUAAUCUACCAUCUUAUCCCUGCUUCUUCCCAUAGAGAAGCCUUUUUUACCUUCAGAUUUCUUAUUGUUGUGUUCAAACAGGAAAACGCCAAUCAGAGUCCUAUGGCACAUUCCAUGAUGCUACUUCUGAAAAAUAAGUUCCGGAAGGUGCUUAAUAAUCCUUGUUCUUUCCCCAUCUUCUUGUAUUCCUUCCAAGUCCUGGGACAGUGCAGCUUCUUUGUACUGGAAAAAUACGUCUUGGCUUCAGCCCGUCUCUCUAUCUGGAAUCAAAAUGACAUACCACUGAGCCUGUUACGAAACAUCAUCUGCUCUUAUGUUUAUCAUUUUUUACUUAACCGUCUUGAAUUCCAGCUCUCUAACCCCCACUGUUGGUUUCCCUCUAUGAAUUUGGAAUAUGUUUUGAGGAAAGGUCACCUAAGAGAACAGACUGAGAGAACAUGAGGACACAGUCUUAACAGAGGGGCACAUGGUUGAAAAUACAGACUAAGAGAGAAUGAUACCAUUUUGGAAACUCUGUCUAAUGAUCUCCAACUAUGUGGCCAGUCUCUUGUACCAAGAUGUUUGCUGUUGGGACAUUCAAAGCUAUGAAGUCUUUUUCUGUCCAUCAGUCUCUUUUCAAUGGAUGAACACAACCUAGCUCAAUAGCUUCCAUUUCAGAAUUCAUUCAGUUUUUUUUCUCUUAAACCUGUGGAUCUGUAUAUCCAAGCAGUAUUGUGUGUAUCCAAGCAAUUGUGAGAUGUCUUCUUAAGAGAUGAUUUUGUGUUAAGAAAAGAACACGAUUAGAGGGAAAACAGAAGAACUUUGACAUGUUUUCUUGAAAUCAAUGAAAAGGAUGAAGAUCCUUUCAUGGCAUGAAGAAUGAAGAAAAGAUAUUUGAUUCAUAACUAGAAGAGAUCGUUGAGUGGACUGCAAUUAGCCACACACCUAGCUGCCUCUGAGAAGGGACAGAAUUUUCUGCCAGUGGCCCACCUCAAUGUUUCUUGCACCCUGUAUAAAAGGAGCAUCUGUUUUUGUCAGUCCAGUCAUGUACAAAAAAGGACAAAGUUUUCAACGGAUAUGGUAGCUGGAACAAUUCUGUGUUAUUUUUCACUCUCUUUUGGCUAGUUACUUUUUAAACAGAUUUAUUUAUGAAGGACAAAACUUGGAGUGCUCAUGUGGAAAAAAUAUGCAUCAUUUUUUUUUUCUUUAUUAAAGCUGUGAUGGGUUUGGGUGGUAAGAAAGGGUUGCAUCCAUAGAUAGCAUCUCUAUCCAAUUUGAACUGGAUAACCUUUUAAAUCAGGUGCUUUUAAAUUAAUACGAUUCAGUGGGCUGGAAGCGGCAAUAACUGGAGAGGGAUUUAUACUGGCCAAUGUAUUUUUAAACAACACUUUUAUAAUCCCAGAUCCAUGUAAUUAAUAGCUUCUCUUUUUGCCCAUUAGAUAUUUCUUUUAUAUUCUUUUAAAAGUGAUAUUCUGUUACAGCUAUCUUGGCUUCCCUAAACUGGCCUGCGGGAACAUUGUCAACUCAUUUUGGGAAGUUAAUGGUAAACAGUUGGGAAACAAAUCUGUCUGUUCUCUAUACAUACGCAGAGAUGGUAAUACAGCUGUAGAUUUAUUUGUGCUAAAUAUAAGAAUACUUAUAUAGAAAUAAUGCCUUCCCCUUACUGUACCUCUUGGUUCUGCCCCAUAAACUUUAUUCAUCCUCCAGUACCUAGUCUAGAUCUAGAUCAGCUCCUUAGGGCAGUGCCUCUCAAUCUUGGCAGCUUUAAGAGGUAUGGACUUCAACCCCUAGAAUUCCCCAUCCAACUUCUUAAAAUAGCCAAGGUUGGGAAAUGAUGUCUUAGGGAUUGCUUGCAGGCGGAUCUAGUCUAUGUUUUUUAUUCCACUGUAUUUCUGCUUUUGUGUUCUUCCUCCUGAUUCAUUUAUUGUAAUGGAAAAGGUAUAUAGAACUGUAAUGUAUAUGGUCUUACCUGAAGUAUUAUCUGCUACAAAAAAAGAAAAGUUAUUUUUACUGCCAGAGUGAGUAUUACCACCUCCUUCCUUUUUGCCUAAAUGGGACAAGAUUUAAAUAUGUCAGAAUUAAAGUAGAUAAGGGUGCUCAGUACAUUAUUACAACUGUCAUUGCUACAAGAUAAGGUAGUGAUCUCAACCUUAGCAUUUUUAAUAUGAGUGGACUUCAGCUCUCAGAAUUCCGCAGCCAACAUGGGAAUUGAAAUCCACUUCUGGGAGUUGACUUCCACCGAUUUCAAAGCUGCCAGGGUUGAGAAACAAUAAGAUAACCUAUGGCUCCCAGAAGCUCUAGAUGUAGCCAAUGAACUUCUCCAGAAAUUGCUACUGAAUUGUAGUUUUUAAUAUGAGGAAGGAGGAAGAAAUAAUUAAUUUCACAGAAAACAAUCAUGCAGACUCUACUUUGUUUAAAAUUCAAUGUCUUUGUCUGGCUUUGAGAGCACAUGCCAAUUAAACAGCCAGAUGCAUCCUUCUGAUCAUAAAGAGCUAAAUAUUUUUGCAGUAGAUCUCAGUUACUUAUCCUUUAGUAGUUAUGGAGAAUCUCAGUCAUCUAAGUCAUUGUUGUCCCAAAGGUGCUAUUUCAAGAGGCAACUGAACUUUUUUUGUUCUUCCUUGAAGAUGUUUUGCUUCUCAUCUUGGAUGUCUUCAAGGAAAAACAAAGUCCAGUCGCCUCUUGAAAAAGCACCUUUGGGAUUAAACUCUAGUAUAGCACCAGACAUCUCUGCUUUUUUGCAAACGAGACAGGCGAGUGGGGAUGGGGGAGUGGGAAAGGCUAUUAAGUUGUGAUCAUAUUUUUGCAUCACACAUCCUUUCUUAGAAAGCUGUCUUGGCUUUGUGGUGGGAAACAUGCUUUCUAGUUUUGUUUUGUGGGCUCCUAUGUGCCAGCAAGCAAUUUCAAGACUGGAAGUGAAUAUAUUGCCACUUUACCUGUGUUUCUUAGCUGAAGAAUGUAGAUUUGGGUAGAGAGUGUCAGAGAAGCUCAAGGAAAUGGGGGUUCUCCAUCAUUUGGGGUUCUCCGUGUGAGGUAUAAGAAGAGUUUUAAUGUAUGAGGUUUUCCAGGAAGUUUUCCAGGAAGUAAUGUACAGACAGUUUUAACAGAAGCUAGAGUCCCAUAAAUUAAUGUUGGUCAAUACUCAGAUUUAUUAUGGGUGGAGAUAUCUUCCAACUGCAGCCAACUACAAACAGGAGCUUAGCUGAAGAGUAUUUCAUCAGAUAAUCACAAUAUAUUACCAGUUAUUGUUCCAAAUAGUUAGUGCAUCAACUCUAAUUUAUGGCAGCAGACUACUCUGGAAUUCUGGUUUUCAACAAUGGACUCCCUGAAAGUAACAAAACGAUAGAAGUGUGAUGCUGUUUGGUGAAGAAGACAAAAUAAAAAUAUUGGGAUGACAAAGAGGUGAAAGGAUGGGGGGGGGGAGUAAAGAUAUGGGUGUGUCUAUUUCAAAGUUGCAAUUCCACUGUUUUAUUCUUCUUUAUUAUGUGGUGACUUUACCCACCUAAUAUAAGCUACAGAUCCUAAAGCAGUAUGUCUGCAUUGUGAAUAUAAUCCAAAAGAGGAGGGGGUUUCUAAUUUACAUAAAAAGAAAUAAAAAUGUGUCUCAUGCAUCAGGCAGGUUGAGGUUAAAAGUGGGUUCUUGAGCGGUGAAGAUUACAGCGUUCAAAACUUUCCAACCUGUGAGCAUGGUAGAUGUUGUAGUCCAAGCUAUAUAAAGGGCUCUGCCCCAAUGUAUAUUGUAAUCCCAAAUUGCCCCUCUUCUUAUCUCCAUGUUGUGUCCCACUCCUCCGCUGACGGCCGGGUCAGGGAAAUCCGAAUCAGGCUUGCCUCUGCAGCUCUGCCCAAAGUCCUAGCAAAGUCCUCAGAGCAGGCAGGAGACCAGAAAGUGACUUCAGCAAGAUAAGUUCGACUUUGCCUGACUCAGAGAAUGCCAGAAAGCAGAUCCUUUAUAUAGGCCAUGGGGUGUGGCUCCAUGACUCAGCACUCAUUAAGGCCUGCCCCUCCCUUCCUUCUGUUGCCUCCGCCUAUCCAGUCUUCUGAUGCGAGGGUCACUCCAAUCAGCAGCUGUUGGAAAUAAACUUUCCUCAGGCUCACAUGCUGUGGAGGAGGGGGAGGGGUCUAGCUGCUCCGUUUGCCUGGGCAUGGAGCCAGGGCUGGGGCCGGGGGAUGCUCCCUCCUCUGCAGCCUGCUUGGGCAUGGAGCCAGGGCUGGGGCCGGGAGAUGCCCCCUCCUCAGCCUGUCUGGGCAUGGAGCCAGGGCUGGGGCCGGGAGGACAUUCUUCAGCGUUCGGAAGCAGAUAAGCAGACCCCGGCUGCGGUGAGAGCGGGCAAGACACAACACUCCAUGUUAAAAUAGGGGAAACUGGACACUUCCCCCCACCCCCACCCCGUGGUGGUGAGCAUGUUUUUUCUCUGUGGUAUGAUUUUAAAGCUGCUCCAUUAAGGAGGUUUGGUUAUGGACUGCAAAUGAGAUUGGGGCUGGUCUCUGAUCUCCAGUUUUCCUUUGGGAGAAUAAAGCCACCUGUUUGCUAUUCUCUAUUAUUCGUAUGCAUUUCCAAACCUCUCGUCCUCCUGUCCAAGAUUUAAUCCUGAAACCUAUUUCUUAGAUCCCCACAGAUUUUUAGAUCUUUUAAUUUUUAAAAAAUUUUUUAAAUAACCCUUGCAACUGAUGUAGCAAGAUGGCUCUGUGUACAUUACAUUUAUUAUUUUGUAAUAGCUCAUUUUAUGGGAUUGCUAUGUAAGAGAAUGUCCAUACAGCUCCCCCUCUUGAUGUGUUUAACUAUCAACCUACUAUCAGACUAUUUGUACAGUGACCAAAAAGUGUUUGAUAUUUCUUGUAAUUAAAAGCAAAUUAGUUUCGGA
This is a messenger RNA of Ahaetulla prasina, 6187 nucleotides long. It is a transcript of the gene CDC42EP5, whose product is annotated as CDC42 effector protein 5. NCBI's taxonomy places the organism in Eukaryota, Metazoa, Chordata, Lepidosauria, Squamata, Colubridae. The record is from RefSeq and is a predicted model, not a curated record. Bases 525 to 1205 code for a protein of 226 amino acids. The transcript is spliced from 3 exons.